AUGACCGACAACAAUACCAACGACCCGGAGAACACGCGGGGUACCCGUCCACCUCACACUCCAGAUGACGCCACACCCCAAGAAGCCUCUCUAGCAUCCCGAGUCCAAAGCUCCGCCGCCGGUCUCGCGCGCGCAUUCCAGACCCCCUCAAAUGCGGCGCAAACACUGUCCUCCGCGACUGAAGGCAAAGCCGGUCCAUCCAGGUCCGGAGCUGGGACCACCGGGGAAACAGGAUACCUCUCAACAGGCUCCUCAGCGCCUCGCACUUCAAAGUCAGGAGCCAGCGAAGCAUUCCGCGAGUCCCAAAUUGUACGAGAUUUGAUCGCAGUGCCUAGCUACGAGGAAUUCCAGCAGUUCCAGGACAACCCUCUCGAUCAACAAGUAGACCAAAUAGCGAAUCCAGAUCGAUCGCGACCUAGUACAAAUCUACAAAACGAAACAGGGCCCUGGAAAGGAAAACAACGAGCGCAUGAUCCCGCACAACAAGAAUUUAGUACCGCUUGGGACCGCGCGCAACACCCUCCGCACCCAGACACCGAAGCGAGCCACGAACCAAACGCGACAGACGGCAUGGAAGUGGUAACGCUCCUCUCAGACACAACCUUCGACCCAAAUACAGACCCUUAUAACCCAGAGUUUGAUCUCGACCAAGACGCAGAAGCUACACCUCUCACAUUUGACGAAAUCAAGGCGUUGGAGUCCUUCCGGAAGACGUUCUCAUCACAGUCGGAGAAUACACAGCAGAGAACAGGGAUAUCAGGAAUGAGUCUCAUACCCGAUAUCGAUACAUUCUUAGCUCAAGAUACAAGUACCGGGUCUAUCUCAGCCCAGGCAUUACGAGAUAGUGUGCUUGAAAAUCUUCCUGGAGCUGGGGAUUGGGUGGGUGUGCAGGAGAGGUAUCAUGAUGAGGUGUGGGGGUAUUUGAGGCCUGCGUUGGAGGCGGCGAAGAGUGAGAUGGAAGAAGGUGUUAAGGGGGAGGGGCACGUGGAAGGCCCGGCUGUUAGGAGGCUGAGGAUGAUUUUGAAGCAUAUGAGUUGA
Messenger RNA from Penicillium maclennaniae, 1038 nucleotides. RefSeq lists its product as uncharacterized. The coding region runs from base 1 to 1038 and encodes 345 amino acids. The record is from RefSeq and is a predicted model, not a curated record. NCBI's taxonomy places the organism in Eukaryota, Fungi, Ascomycota, Eurotiomycetes, Eurotiales, Aspergillaceae. The transcript has a single exon.